Pipistrellus nathusii (Nathusius's pipistrelle) is the source of this 489-nucleotide messenger RNA. The record is from the annotation of a GenBank genome assembly. NCBI's taxonomy places the organism in Eukaryota, Metazoa, Chordata, Mammalia, Chiroptera, Vespertilionidae.
AUGGCAGAAGCAGGAUUGGAACGUGCCCACAGGAUGGAAGUCGAAUACCUGAAGAAGUGCUUUGGGACUUUGCUUGCCCAGGGACUGGCAGAGGUGGCGAAGGUUCGGCCCAGUGACCCCAUAGAGUACCUGGCUCACUGGCUUCAUCAUAACAAGAAAAUCAUUGAAGUUCAGGAAGAGGGCAGGCAGGAGAAGAUCCAGCUGAAGGAGGAAUAUGAAAAUAGCCUCAAGGAAACCCGAAUGACAGAAAUACUGAAGCAAGAAGAGUAUCAGAUUCAACAGGAGUUUGAAAAGUGUCACCAGCUACUAAUGUCCGGAGCUGUUUCCACAAAGGAGACCAUGUUCUUGCAGGAGAGCAUAAAACCCCUUGAAAAUGAGGCCUUGAAGAAGGAUGGCCUGCCAGGUACCUCCAGUGUGACUCCAGAAAUGCCUCAACAGAUUCCUUCCUCUGAUCCUCUUGGCCAGACUCCACCAGAAAUAAAUUACUAG